Bactrocera oleae (olive fruit fly) is the source of this 1853-nucleotide messenger RNA. RefSeq names its product Mitochondrial inner membrane protein MPV17 (gene Mpv17). The record is from RefSeq and is a predicted model, not a curated record. NCBI's taxonomy places the organism in Eukaryota, Metazoa, Arthropoda, Insecta, Diptera, Tephritidae. Gene Ontology annotation, cellular component: membrane; mitochondrion; cytoplasm. Gene Ontology annotation, biological process: cellular response to reactive oxygen species.
UUAAAUCUGUAAAUGUAAGAAAUCGCACACACGUUGUUGCCUAAAACAUAUGAACGAGAUUUACAAUGCUGCCCAUCUUUUUAAUCGUAUAAGUGCUAAAAAGUUUUGAUAUUAGAUAAUUUGGUUGGAUUUACUCUUGGCAGUUAACAAUUUUUUCGAAGCGCAACUUUUUUGACAAAAAUUGUCAAAUCACCAAUCUUCUGAAUAUAUAAAUCUUAUUAAAUUUACGAGUUGUUGCACUAAUAAAAUUUUAUUUUCUAUUCCUUUGCAACAACAACCUAUGUAAAUAUAGCAUUAUUUUAGCUGUGCUUCCAAAUUAGACAUUUGCCCAAAAAGUGUUUCCAAUUAACCCCUCCAUUUAUAAACAUAAUCACAUGUGUUUUUAUUUACCUUUUUAUAUCAAUAAAAAUUUUACCGGUAGAAAUUUUUUUAUUUACUUCAUACACAACAUAACUUUUAAAAUUUAAAAUUAUUAGCAUAUAAGAUUUUUCGCUAUGCCGACGUCUAUACGCGCACUGAUUUCCGAAGGUCUCCGAGUGGGAGUAAUUAUGGCCUCCGGAGAUGCAAUUUGCCAAACAUUUGUGGAAAAACGUGAGCUGAAAAACUUGGAUGUAAAUCGAAUGUUGAAAUUCGGUGCUGUGGGUGUUGUCUAUGUCGGUCCAAUGUUAAAAGUAUGGUACGGAACAUUAGAUAAAAUAGUGCCAAAAGGGGCUCCACCACUCAAACGAGCGUUAAAGAAAAUGGCAUUGGAUCAAGCAUGUUUUGCUCCAUCAUUCAUUGCUAGUUUAAUAGGCAUCUUUGGUCUUAUCAACGGUGAAAGCAUACCAACAAUUCAAGACCGUUUCAAGAAUGACUACUUUACGAUUUUGUCACGAAAUUACAUGCUUUGGCCUGCUGCGCAAGUAAUUAACUUUUCCGUAGUUCCACUUCAUUAUCAAGUAUUAUAUGCACAAUUUAUAUCCCUAAUAUGGAAUAUCUAUCUCUCUAUGAAGUUGAAUGAUGAAAAGAAAUAACUUGCAAAGAAACUAUACAAAUUUGCAAUUGCUUAAAUACUCCAAAAUUAUAUACAUAAGUUUCUUCGAUUCGCCAAGCGUUGGAGACAUGGAUUAUCCAUGGUUGGAGUGUCAAAAUAUCAAUUAACAAUAAAUAUUUCAAGAGAUCAAAAAUGUGGGAAAAUUUUCGAUAUAUUUACGUUCUUGUAUGGGAUACAGGCUCUAUUAAUACAUACGUAUAUAUGUAUAUGUAAAUUUUAAAUUAUUAUGUUCAAAACCUAAGGAUAUUUGGAAUCUUAAACGGCUAUUAUACUUGGUUAGUAAAAAAGUAUUUUUUAUGUAUAUAAAUUUUUAAAUUUGUAUAUAUACAUUUCUUUAUAUACAACUGUUUUGAAUACUUUAAAAGUAUGAUAGUUCCUUAAAAGCCAUAUGAAUAAUCUAUAGUGGAAUAACCAAACUCAAAAUUGUUAUACAUAUGUAUAUAAGCUAAAUAAAAUAUUGAAAAUAUUAAAAACGGUUCAAAAAUGGCUAUAUCUCAUUGUUUAGCGGUUAUAUAUUAAUUCCUUAACGUCACUGCUUUUAAGAAAUUGAAAAAUAACACAUUUAGCGUAAAGUUGAUUCUAUAUUGUACAGUUAGUGAUUACAUAGAAACCGGAGCGAAAAAUUACGAAUAAAAAACAAAAUAGAAAUACAAAUGUCAUAAAUAAUUUUAAAAAACUAUAAAAUCUGGUUUUUAUGCCUUAUUUUGCAAAAUAACCAAACGCUUAAAUUAAUACCUUUUAUAUAAUAAGCCACUAGAAGACGCGAAAAGUUAACUAACUGGUUACCGAUAGGUUAUCCGUAAUUAAUGCUUUUUUUUCG